AUGGCUGACAGAUAUUCGUUUUCAUUAACCACGUUUUCACCAAGUGGUAAAUUAGGUCAAAUUGAUUAUGCCUUGACCGCAGUAAAUCAAGGUGUCACAUCAAUUGGUAUCAAGGCAACCAAUGGGAUUGUUAUUGCGACAGAAAAGAAAUCAUCCUCUCCAUUGGCAUUAACAGAAACUUUAUCUAAAGUGGAACUUAUAACACCAGACAUUGGUGCAGUUUACUCUGGGAUGGGACCAGAUUAUAGAGUCUUAGUAGAUAAAUCAAGGAAAGUGGCUCAUUCUAAUUAUAAAAGAAUAUAUGGAGAAUAUCCACCAACUAAGUUACUUGUUUCUGAAAUCGCGAAAAUUAUGCAAGAAGCUACACAAUCUGGUGGUGUUAGGCCAUUUGGUGUUUCCUUGUUAGUGGCAGGCCAUGAUGAACAUAGAGGGUUCAGUUUAUAUCAAGUAGAUCCAUCAGGUUCAUAUUUCCCUUGGAAGGCCACCGCUAUUGGUAAAGGAUCCGUUGCAGCAAAGACAUUCUUAGAGAAAAGAUGGAAUGAUGAGUUAGAAUUAGAAGAUGCUAUUCAUAUCGCAUUAUUGACUUUGAAGGAAUCUGUGGAAGGUGAGUUUAAUGGUGAUACCAUUGAGAUUGCCGUUAUAGGAGAUGAGAACCCAGAAAUGCUAGGCUACACUGGGGUUCCAACAGAUAAAGGUCCAAGAUUCAAGAAGCUAACAUCUCAAGAGAUUAACGAUAGGUUGGAAGCUUUGUAA
This is a messenger RNA of Naumovozyma dairenensis CBS 421, 753 nucleotides long. RefSeq names its product proteasome core particle subunit alpha 2 (gene PRE8). Bases 1 to 753 code for a protein of 250 amino acids. Gene Ontology annotation, biological process: ubiquitin-dependent protein catabolic process. Lineage: Eukaryota; Fungi; Ascomycota; Saccharomycetes; Saccharomycetales; Saccharomycetaceae. The record is from RefSeq and is a predicted model, not a curated record. Gene Ontology annotation, cellular component: proteasome core complex, alpha-subunit complex; proteasome core complex. The transcript has a single exon.